AUGGCUGGCAUCCCAGAAGAGGAGGCUCUGAAGCAAUCAGCGCAAUGGCAUGAAGAACCCUCUCACGAUGCGCCCGAUGCUGCUGCGAAUGCCGAGGAGCCCAGGUUUCAACCUCAGCCUGCUGUGCGAUUCAAAUCCGUCGUUGAGGAAAUAGCCCCGGCUGUGAACUCGCUGUCCUCAACUUCAGGUGGGCAGGACCAAUCACUCGGAGACCCCGGAGAGGUUACUCCCGACCAGAUUCGAGCUCUCUCCAAGUCCCUCAAGGGCUACCAGCUUCAAGACCAAAGGAUGAACGUCUUCUCCUCCUACCAGCCGUUCUCUCUGCCAGCUUCUAGGACUGCCUCCAAUGAAGACGACUCUCGGGAGCCGAGUCGGCAAGCCACUCAAAGCUCGACAAGUCACCAUUCGCCACGUUUGAGCCCCCGGAUUGCCGAUGCCCAGACACCGCCGCUCACACCGGCAGGAACCGGCCUGGGGGACAAAGACGCAAAUCGGCAAGAUCAGAUGAGCGAGCAGGAUAGGAGAGGUCGCCUACCAGAUAUUAUCACCCCACGAGAGUCUACGCGAGAGUCAUCACCCCCGAUUGGACGACUGGCCCAGCGACCCGGAUCAUCUGACCAGGUUCCCCAGAGAGGACGUUCUUCGGACGGGAGGGAGGAUGGUCUGGCUGCAGAUCAUCGGAAAGGUCUCUUCUCCGUCGGACCCACAGGCGGCUCGUCGACGGGGUCUCUGCCCGUUUCGCGAGAAACCAGUCCGGCCCCCGCGGCACAGUAUUACACUCGGCCUUUCACGCCAGCUGGAGAUGCGAAUGACCCCUAUUCUGCUAGCAAACGCCAACCUCAGAGCAGAAUCGAGCAACGAUUUGUCUUCCCCCGUAAGAAGAAGCAAUGGUCGCCUAGCUCGUCGGUAAUCAGCCUGCCCAAAGUGACUCCAGACAAACGGCAUUCAAAUCUGCUUGGCAUUGGCGGCAAGAAAGACGACCUGGCGCAGCAAGAGACCAACUUCUCAACUCGACCAAGCUCUAUGGCGGACCUGAAGAGAUUUUUCAAGAUGGGCACCCACCACAAGAUGAAGAAAUCGGCCUCUCCUGCUUCCUCGGUCAAGUCAGGCACAAGAACUCCACCUAGCUCUAAAUCCUCGGUUCAGAUUCCGUUCGGGAGCGACCACGGCCUGGCGUCCAAAUACGGAAAGCUUGGGAGGGUCCUAGGGGCCGGAGCCGGAGGGUCGGUCCGGCUCAUGAGGCGUAACGAAGACAGCGUAGUGUUCGCUGUGAAAGAAUUCAGACCUCGGCACUCUUAUGAGACAGAACGAGAGUAUGUCAAGAAGCUAACCGCCGAGUACUGCAUGGGAUCGUCUUUACACCACGGCAACAUCAUCGAGACUCUGGAUAUUGUUCAGGAGAAGGGCAAGUGGUACGAGGUCAUGGAAUACGCACCAUAUGACCUCUUCGCCAUAGUGAUGACCGGGAGGAUGUCUCGAGAGGAGAUCAGCUGUUGUUUUCUCCAAAUCCUCAGCGGAGUGACCUACCUCCACAGCAUGGGCCUUGCGCACCGAGAUAUGAAGCUCGACAAUGUGGUAGUCAGUGAUCAGGGCAUCAUGAAGAUCAUAGAUUUCGGAAGCGCGCAUGUUUUCAGGUAUCCUUUCGAAAACGGAAUCGUUUUGGCUUCGGGAAUUGUUGGUUCGGACCCUUACCUCGCACCGGAAGUGUACGACGAGAGGAAAUAUGAUCCGCAGGCUGUGGACAUCUGGUCAUUGGCAAUCAUCUAUUGCUGCAUGACACUUCGGCGGUUUCCCUGGAAAGUCCCUCGGCUUGCAGAUAGUUCGUUUAAACUCUUUGCCGCAGACCCAACGCCAGGCCAUGAUCCAAGGAAGCUCAUCCUCCCGCCAUCGAAAUCCACCAACGCCCUGAACGAGACACCGGCAAGGGACCUAGAACCCGAACCCACCCAAAGGGAACGGGCUCCGAGGCCGGCAGGGGGGCCAGCAUCGAGCGAAAACAAAUCCCAGGUCAGAGCGCCGACGCAGUCUGAUAAUCCUGGAGAGAAAAAGGAAGUCAUUCGUGGCCCCUGGAGAAUUCUCAGAUUGCUUCCUCGAGAGAGCCGCCAUAUAAUUGGGUGGAUGCUUGAAAUAGACCCGAGGAAACGAGCCAAGAUGGACGACAUCAUAGAAGACCCGUGGGUUUCCAACACCAUCAUUUGCAGGCAGAUGGAGUCUGGCUAUGUUAUCAAGGCGACCGAUCACACUCACGUUCUCGAGCCGCCGGCGCAAAAAUAG
Messenger RNA from Phialemonium atrogriseum, 2274 nucleotides. RefSeq names its product Serine/threonine-protein kinase oca2. Gene Ontology annotation, cellular component: cytosol. NCBI's taxonomy places the organism in Eukaryota, Fungi, Ascomycota, Sordariomycetes, Cephalothecales, Cephalothecaceae. The transcript has 4 exons. Gene Ontology annotation, molecular function: protein serine/threonine kinase activity; ATP binding. Gene Ontology annotation, biological process: intracellular signal transduction; protein phosphorylation. The record is from RefSeq and is a predicted model, not a curated record. The coding region runs from base 1 to 2274 and encodes 757 amino acids.